AUGGCAUCAUUCAGAAUUCACGAAGAUCAAGAAAAUGCUGUAUUAGGAAUUAGAAAAGAUGCUGAACUUUUUACAGCAAAUUCUCAACGGCGUGCUUUAGGCGAUCUCAGUCAGUUCGCUUGCAAUCAAAACCGGAACAACAAACUUACCAGAUUUACGAACGGACCGUGCAAAGUUCAAGAUGAAAAUAGGACGGUACGUCAGAUAAAAAAUGAGAAGAACAUUGUAGCUCAAUUUCGCGCGUUUAGUGUGUAUGAAGACAAGCCCUCUGAAGUGGAGGUCAAAAAACGCGAGCCGGCUUUCAAACCAUUUAUUACUAAGGAAAUCAGAAAAGAUAACUUCUUUGUAAAUGCUGCUGAGAAUGUUAAGGCUCUUUGUGCUCAGGUUGAGAAACAGCCAGAUCAGUCUAAAGAAAGUACUUCAGCCAGGCUUCCACUACAAGAGAAGAAAGAUGUGGUACAAGAAAAAGAGGUUAUUGAAUCACCUAUGUCAGUUGUGGAUAACAGCAUAUUAUCCAUGUCAAUAUCAAAAAAUGAGAGCCAAUUUCUUGAGGAGAACCUUGAAGAGGAAGAUGUAACCACUGCACAAACUGACCGUGAAAUGUUCUUUCAUGUUCUAGAAUACCGUCAGGACAUUUAUGAAUAUAUGAGAGAGAUUGAAGUUAAAAACAGAGCUAACCCACGCUAUAUGAGGAAGCAGCCAGAUAUCACGCUUAUGAUGCGCUCAAUACUGAUUGACUGGCUCGUCGAGGUAUGUGACGAGUACGGACAACAGAGUGAGACACUACACCUAGCUGUGUCUUACGUUGAUCGCUUCUUGUCCUACAUGAGUGUGGUACGCACUAAACUACAACUGGUUGGAACAGCUGCUACAUAUAUAGCUGCGAAAUAUGAAGAGGUUUACCAAAUGUGUUUGCAAAAUUUUCUCCGUAAAAUUUUAAUAUUUGAAUGA
Molecule: messenger RNA, 951 nt
Organism: Parnassius mnemosyne (clouded apollo)
Lineage: Eukaryota; Metazoa; Arthropoda; Insecta; Lepidoptera; Papilionidae
Source: the annotation of a GenBank genome assembly